AUGCUCAACAACAACAAAUGGGUAGUCAUCAACUCAAUUGUGUUAAUUUUUAGCUUGCUUUUCGUGUUUCCCCACUUGACAAAAUCUGCAGAUGUGAAAUUCAAGAUUAGAACAGUGGUUGAUUCAUUGGUAAAACCAACUUCAGUCAGCGUGUUUGAGAAUGGAGAUAUUUAUGUAGCUGAAGAGAGUGUCGUGAGCAAAAUUUAUACUAAUGGAACGAAAGUAAUUGUGGCUGGUGGAGGCUCUGAUACUAGUAGUGCAGUGAUGGUUCCUACACAAGCACAAUUAAAUAUUUAUUUCAGUUCGUUUGAUUGCAUUGGUAAACCAGGAGCUUAUGGCUCUGCUAGUUCUGGAACUUACUUUCUCAAGAAUCUUUCCUCUCCAAAGGGUAUAUUUAGAACAAGUAAGAAUGAAUUCUAUAUUGCUGAAUCAUCAGGUAGAGUUAAGGUUUAUAAUGGAACGUUAAGGCAAAUUGCUGGUGUUGGACUAAUUGGCUCCAGUUGUCCAGACGAUUCAGAUGCGCUUACUUGUUUAAUAAGCAAUACAAAUGGAAUUUUUGUGAGUGGAAAGAAUGAAGUUUACAUUACUGAAAUGAUUGCUUCUGGAACUGUUAGGAAAUUAUAUCCAUACUGUGAGGAUGGUUUAGUAUUGAGCUCUGAUGGAAGAUUAUGCAAUCCAUUGUGUUUCACAAAGUCUGGGAAUGAAGCAUGUGGAGGCCCAUCACAUGGAUUAUGUAUUGAUGUGGACACCUGUCAAUGUAACAAUAAUUAUUAUGGUAUGGCAUGUGAACUGCCAAAAUGUUUUGGAAAGAAUUCAACUUUAUAUUGUAGUAUGAAUGGUGAAUGUAUAGAUGUGAAUAAUUGUUCAUGUAAUUCCAAUUAUUAUGGAAUUGAGUGUAAUGUCACUACUUGUGAUGGAAAGUUUUCGAAUAAUUCAAAUACUUGUUCGAAUCAUGGAACAUGCGUUGAUUACAAUAUUUGUGAAUGCAAUGAAAAUUACGAAGGAACAUUUUGCAAUAUAUCAAAAUGUAAUGGUACACUCUCUAAUGAUCCAUCUGUUUGUUCUGGAAAUGGCAAUUGUCUUGAAUAUGACACUUGUCAAUGUUUUAAUUCCUCAAUGUACUCUGGCAGUUUUUGUGAAAUUCCAAUUUGUUUUGGAAUUUUAGCAAAUCAAUCAUUGAGUGUAUGUUCAGGACAAGGAAAUUGCAUUUCAGUUGAUCAGUGUCAAUGUAAUUCCAAAUAUGGAGGAUCUCAAUGUGAAAUUCCUUUUUGUAAUACGAAACUUGGUACAGAUCCAUUGGUUUGUAAUUCUCAUGGAAAUUGUACAGCACCGAAUCAGUGUCAAUGCAUGAGUGGGUAUGAUGGAUCUGAAUGUGAAUUGAUUAACUGUUUUGGUAUCUAUUCGAAUCAAACUAAUCAAAUCUGUAAUCAAGGAAACGGUACUUGCCUAGCUCCAGAUACUUGCAGCUGCAACAGUGGAUGGACUGGAUUGAAUUGUGAGAUACCUAUCUGUCACGGAGUUCCUUCCAACAAUUCCAGAGCUUGUUCUUCGAAUGGUCAAUGUACGAAUCCAAACUAUUGUAAAUGUGAUUCGAAUUAUUAUGGAACUAAUUGUGAAAAAACUACUUGUAAUUCUGUACCUUCUGAUGACAGCAAUGUUUGCUUUGGAAAUGGAAAAUGCAUUUCCUAUAACAAUUGUAAUUGUUCAGAUGGAUAUGGACCUUCGACAACGUGUCAAUUUCCAAUUUGUUUUGGUAAAUUGGCAAAUGACAGCAGUGUCUGCAAUGAUACUGAACAGUAUUGCGAUGCACCAAAUGAAUGCAAGCUUAAAAAUCCAAUCUGCUUUGGCAUUGAAAAGUUGGAUAAUAGAUCUUGUUCUGGAAAUGGAAAAUGUUUGUCAACUGAUUAUUGUAAAUGUGAUUUCAAUUAUUUUGGUGAAGAAUGUCAAUACUUUAAAUGUAAUGGUGUCGAAUUCAAUUCAACAAGAGUUUGUAAUUCUCAUGGUGUUUGCAAAUUCUUGAAUACUUGCAUUUGUGAGAAUGGAUUUGGAGGAAACAAUUGUGAACUAGUGGAAUGCAAUGGAAUAUUGGAAAGUUCAAGCUCUGUAUGUAGUGGAAGAGGAACAUGCCUUAAUGUAGAUCAAUGUGAAUGUGAAUAUGGAUACAGUGGAUCAAAUUGUCAAUUUACUUCAUGUUUUGGCAUAGAACAAGAAAGCUCACAAGUUUGCAAUCUUGGAAAUGGAACUUGUCGUUCAUUUGAUUACUGUAAAUGUGUGAAUGAAAGCAAAUGGUUCGGACCACAAUGUAACAUUACCUAUUGUUAUGGUGAAACAUCUGUUGAUUCAAAAGUUUGCUCCUCUCAAGGUGAUUGUGUUAAUUAUGACACCUGUCAUUGUAAGAAGGAUUUCAUUGGCAAUAAGUGUCAAUUUAAAUUCCUUUCCCAAGCAAUGAAGUUAUCAUUCAACAAUACUAGUGAUAUUGUUGGAGAUAUUUCAACCAUUAUUUCUCUUUCCAUUCAAGAUUCUUCAUUUCUUGAUUAUUAUGUCAACCAAUCCAUUAACAUUUUUAUUGAAUUCCUAUUAGAUGGUCAAUUUGAUUCCUCUUCAACUGUCCACCAACAGCUGACAUCUUCCAUUCCAUUUAAUCUACCAGCCUCUCUUUCCAAAACAGGUUCCUUAACAGCUAAGGCAGCUCUUUCCCUCAACUCGACGCUCAUUUCCUUCAGAGUUGAAACUGAAACAGCUCUUUCUCUUCAACUAAAAAACAUUCCUCAGAUUUCAGCAAGAUUGACUUCGCUUCCUUUCCUUGCUAUUGACUCAGUACACAGUGAGAAUACAGGAGUGAUUGUUGCAGCAGUUGUUGUUCCAAUUGUUUCUGUUGCAGUUAUUGGAGGUGGUGUUGCUGUAUUGAUUACAACUAUUGUAAUCAUGAUGAAGAAGAAAGCAUCUGCUUCAUUGGCAAAAGAUUUAAUUAUGGCUGGUGCCACUGAUGUUGAAUUGGCCUAGUUUAGAAAGCCAAUUCCUUGAGUUAAUUGCACUCAAUCCCUCAAGAGCUAAAUAAAUAUCAAGAACAA
Molecule: messenger RNA, 3071 nt
Organism: Naegleria gruberi
Lineage: Eukaryota; Heterolobosea; Eutetramitea; Acrasida; Naegleriidae
Exons: 3
Coding region: 1-3003 (1000 amino acids)
Biological process (GO): motor neuron axon guidance
Source: RefSeq, a predicted model, not a curated record